Pipistrellus nathusii (Nathusius's pipistrelle) is the source of this 1782-nucleotide messenger RNA. The record is from the annotation of a GenBank genome assembly. NCBI's taxonomy places the organism in Eukaryota, Metazoa, Chordata, Mammalia, Chiroptera, Vespertilionidae.
AUGACAUCGCGGAGAUGGUUUCACCCGAAUAUCACCGGCGUGGAGGCCGAAAACCUACUGCUGACAAGAGGAGUUGAUGGCAGUUUUUUGGCAAGGCCCAGCAAAAGUAACCCAGGAGACUUCACACUUUCCGUUAGAAGAAAUGGAGCUGUCACCCACAUCAAGAUCCAGAACACUGGUGACUACUAUGACCUGUACGGAGGGGAGAAGUUCGCUACUCUGGCUGAGUUGGUUCAGUAUUAUAUGGAGCAUCAUGGGCAAUUAAAAGAGAAGAAUGGAGAUGUUAUUGAGCUCAAAUAUCCUCUGAACUGUGCAGAUCCUACCUCUGAAAGGUGGUUUCAUGGACACCUCUCCGGGAAAGAAGCAGAGAAGUUAUUAACUGAGAAAGGAAAACACGGUAGCUUUCUGGUACGAGAGAGCCAGAGCCACCCUGGAGAUUUUGUUCUCUCGGUCCGAACAGGUGAUGACAAGGGGGAGAGCAAUGACGGCAAGUCCAAAGUGACCCACGUCAUGAUCCGCUGUCAGGAACUAAAAUAUGAUGUUGGUGGAGGAGAGCGGUUUGACUCUUUGACCGAUCUCGUGGAGCAUUAUAAGAAGAAUCCCAUGGUGGAAACACUGGGCACAGUUCUACAACUCAAGCAGCCCCUCAACACAACUCGUAUCAAUGCUGCUGAAAUAGAGAGCCGGGUUCGAGAACUAAGCAAAUUGGCAGAGACCACAGAUAAAGUCAAACAAGGCUUCUGGGAAGAAUUUGAGACACUACAACAACAGGAGUGCAAACUUCUCUAUAGCCGAAAAGAGGGCCAGAGGCAAGAAAAUAAGAACAAAAACAGAUAUAAAAACAUCCUGCCCUUUGAUCAUACCAGGGUUGUUCUAAAUGACGGUGACCCCAACGAGCCUGUGUCCGAUUACAUCAAUGCAAACAUUAUCAUGCCUGAAUUUGAAACCAAGUGCAACAACUCAAAGCCCAAAAAGAGUUACAUCGCCACACAAGGCUGUCUGCAGAACACGGUGAAUGACUUUUGGCGCAUGGUGUUUCAAGAGAACUCCCGAGUGAUCGUCAUGACUACGAAAGAAGUGGAGAGAGGAAAGAGUAAAUGUGUCAAAUACUGGCCUGAUGAGUUUGCUCUGAAAGAAUAUGGGGUCAUGCGUGUUAGGAACGUCAAAGAAAGUGCCGCUCAUGACUAUACAUUAAGAGAACUUAAACUGUCAAAAGUUGGACAAGGGAAUACGGAGAGAACGGUCUGGCAAUACCACUUUCGGACCUGGCCUGACCACGGCGUGCCCAGUGACCCCGGGGGUGUGCUGGACUUCCUGGAGGAGGUGCACCACAAGCAGGAGAGCAUCAUGGAUGCGGGGCCCGUGGUGGUGCACUGCAGCGCUGGAAUCGGCCGGACAGGGACGUUCAUCGUGAUUGAUAUCCUUAUUGACAUCAUCAGAGAGAAAGGUGUCGACUGUGACAUUGAUGUUCCCAAAACAAUUCAGAUGGUGCGAUCCCAGAGGUCAGGGAUGGUCCAGACAGAAGCACAGUACCGAUUCAUCUAUAUGGCCGUCCAGCAUUAUAUCGAAACACUACAACGCAGGAUUGAAGAAGAACAGAAAAGCAAGAGGAAAGGCCACGAGUAUACAAAUAUUAAGUAUUCCCUCACGGACCAGACAGGUGGAGACCAGAGCCCCCUCCCGCCUUGCACUCCAACACCAGCCUGUGCGGAGAUGAGAGAAGAUAAUGCUAGAGUUUAUGAGAAUGUGGGUCUGAUGCAGCAGCAGAAGAGCUUCAGAUGA